Vigna unguiculata (cowpea) is the source of this 933-nucleotide messenger RNA. RefSeq lists its product as uncharacterized. NCBI's taxonomy places the organism in Eukaryota, Viridiplantae, Streptophyta, Magnoliopsida, Fabales, Fabaceae. The record is from RefSeq and is a predicted model, not a curated record. Gene Ontology annotation, molecular function: zinc ion binding.
AUGAAUGGCUGUAGACCAUUCAUAGGUGUAGAUGGAUGUCAUUUGAAGAAUAGCUAUGGAGGCCAACUUUUAGUUGAUGUGGCAACAGAUCCAAAUGACCAAUACUUUCCACUGGCAUUUGCUGUUGUAGAGAAUGAGUGCAAGGAGACUUGGAGGUGGUUCCUAACAUUAUUGUUAGAGGGCAUUAGAGAUAUUCAAAGCCUGAUGCAAGUAUUUGAUGAACUAUUGCAUGGAGUCAAGCAGCGUUUUUGUCUAAGGCAUUUGUACAACAACUACAAGAAGAGAUUUGGUGGUGGUAUAGUCAUUAGGAAUCUCAUGAUGGCUGCUGCUAAAGCCACAUACUACCAAGGUUGGGAGGCAAGUAUGGAAGAGCUAAAGAAGGUCAAUCAAGAAGCUGCUGAAUGGUUAUAUGCAAUUCCACGUAAAUCUUGGUGUAAACAUGCAUUUAGUGCAUAUUCUAGGUGUGAUGUCCUCAUGAACAACUUAUUAGAGUCAUUUAAUAACACUAUAUUGUUAGCUAGGGAUAAACCAAUUAUAACAAUGAUGGAGUGGAUUAAGACUUACUUGAUGAGUAGGUUUGAACAUUUGCGAGAAAAAUUAAGUGCAUUUACGGGUGUUGUAAUGCCUAAACCAAACAAAGGGCUAGAUAGGGAAAUAAAGAAAAGUGAAAAUUGGUUUGCUGUUUGGACUGGAGAUGGUAAGUUUGAAGUUACACAAGGAUUCACAAUGGAUAAAUUCACAGUUGACCUCACAAACCACACUUGCACCUGUUACUUUUGGGACUUAGUUGGCAUACAAUGUAGACAUGCCGUGGCUGCAAUCAAUUAUAGAGUAGAACAACCCUCUGAUUAUGUGCAUGCAUAUUACAAAAGGGAGGCUUAUGAAGCUUGUUAUGGGUCACAAAUUUCACCCAUUAAUGGCCAACAACUCUAG